AGUCCAUGUUUUCGUUCGGUUACCUAUCAGCUAUUCUACUAUUCUAUACAUAACUCUCUGUUUAUCAGAGUAAUGUGCCAUUAGAUUUGCACUCGUUACAACCUGCACAAAAUUAACAACUCUAAAUUUAUCUGGUGAACGAAUCUUUCUUCAGACCUUGCAAUGUCGAUCAUUACUUGCAAAGCAGCAGUUGCGUGGUCCGCCAAAUCCCCCUUAAUCAUUGAAACAGUCGAGGUGCUCCCCCCUCAAGCAGGCGAAGUCCGGAUCAAGAUACUCUACACCGGAGUAUGUCAUACUGAUGCGUACACCCUCGGAGGAUUCGACCCGGAAGGUCUCUUUCCAGUCAUUCUGGGCCACGAGGGUGCCGGUGUCAUUGAAAGCGUGGGCGAAGGGGUCACUGACCUAAAAGUGGGCGACACUGUCAUACCGUUGUACACUCCUCAAUGCAGGACUUGUAAAUUCUGUCUGAACAAGAAAACUAAUCUAUGUGGGAAAAUAAGAGCGACUCAGGGAAAAGGUGUCAUGCCAGAUGGAAUCUCUCGAUUUAGAUGCAAAGGUGAACCCAUCUGUCAUUUCAUGGGUUGCAGUACUUUCUCACAGUAUACUGUAUGUGCUGGGAUAUCAGUCGCCAAAGUGAACCCGGAAGCUGCGCCGGAUAUCUCGUGUCUUCUCGGAUGCGGGGUCACGACUGGCUAUGGUGCCGCAAUCAACACUGCCAGUGUUGAAGCAGGGUCGAAGUGUGCGAUUUUCGGCUUAGGCGCUGUCGGCUUAGCAGUCGUUCUUGGUUGCAGAGAGCAAGGCGCGAGUGAGAUCUACGGCAUUGAUAUCAACAAUGAAAAGAAAGACGUCGCAGAGAAGUUUGGCAUUACGAAGUUCAUUAAUCCGAAAGAUUUCGACAAGCCGAUUCAGCAAGUACUUGUUGACAUGACGGACGGUGGGUUUGACUACACGUUCGAUGCUACUGGAAAUGUCGGCGUAAUGAGAUCGGCCUUGGAAUGUGCUCAUAAAGGUUGGGGCGUGAGUACCAUCAUCGGAGUGGCGGCUGCGGGCCAGGAAAUUUCGACCCGCCCUUUCCAGUUAGUCACUGGAAGGGUGUGGAAAGGAACUGCGUUUGGAGGCUAUAAAAGCAGAGACAGUGUUCCUAAACUAGUGGAUGAGUAUCUGAAGGGUUCUAAUUGUCUGAAGAUGCUGCCUGAGUUUGUGACCCAUCGACGCAAGUUGGAGAGUAUUGGGGAGGCGUUUGAUCUGAUGCAUGAAGGAAAGAGUCUGAGAACUGUGAUUGAUAUGUGGUAAAAUUUAAUUGAAGUUAAAUUG
Molecule: messenger RNA, 1314 nt
Organism: Symsagittifera roscoffensis
Lineage: Eukaryota; Metazoa; Xenacoelomorpha; Acoela; Convolutidae
Product: alcohol dehydrogenase class-3-like
Exons: 1
Coding region: 163-1293 (376 amino acids)
Biological process (GO): formaldehyde catabolic process
Cellular component (GO): cytosol
Molecular function (GO): S-(hydroxymethyl)glutathione dehydrogenase [NAD(P)+] activity; zinc ion binding
Source: RefSeq, a predicted model, not a curated record